Molecule: messenger RNA, 1065 nt
Organism: Colletotrichum aenigma
Lineage: Eukaryota; Fungi; Ascomycota; Sordariomycetes; Glomerellales; Glomerellaceae
Product: Carboxypeptidase Y-like protein
Exons: 5
Coding region: 1-1065 (354 amino acids)
Biological process (GO): proteolysis
Cellular component (GO): fungal-type vacuole
Molecular function (GO): serine-type carboxypeptidase activity
Source: RefSeq, a predicted model, not a curated record
AUGCCUUUGCUGGCCCUAUGCUGCGCUCUCGUCGCAGCCGCCGGUGCUAGCGCACUCGGCUUGCAUCCCGGCCCCGGCCCCGGCUCCGGCCCCGGCGAACAGAAAACACUUGGUGGGGCCCGGCCGCCGGUGCUAGCGGAAGAACAGCCCGCACCGUUCACCUUACGAAAACAACCCAAAGAACUUUGUGAUGCAGGGUCACAAUACUGGACCGGUGUUGUCAAUAUCACCGAUCAUAAAUCCAUUUUCUUCUGGUACUUUGAGAGUCGGCAUGAUCCUGAAAAUGCCCCCUUGGUACUUUGGAUGAGCGGCGGCCCAGGAGCAACGGGAGAACUAGGGCUUUUCAAAGGUAUCGGCCCGUGUGUCAACGAGGAUGGAAAUUCUACAAAUACUCUGGAAUACUCAUGGAUUGAUUAUGCAAAUGUUGUUGUCGUCGACCAACCGGCUCGGGUUGGCUUCUCACACAUUACCAACCGCAGUCAUAUUCCAGUGAGCCUCGAGGAGGGUGGCCGCGAUAUUCACAGGUUUCUCAGAACCUUCACCAACGACGUAUUCCCUGAACACAGUGAGCGACCGCUGCACAUUGCUGGCGAAUCUAUGGGAGGUCACUAUGUCACCGGCUACACGCAUCACAUCAUGCGCUCGGAAAGAGAGAUUGGCGACUCUGGAAAAAGUCGUGCGACAUACAAGCCGCUGAAUAUCGAAUCUGCUAUCAUAACAGAUGGCUAUGUGGAUAAUACCCAACAGACUGUAGGUUACUAUGACUUUUUCUGUUCAGACUGGCGCCGAGACGGCCGCAAGGCGCCGCUCAUGAACAGCACGGCGUGUGACUUGAUGGAAGCUGCAGUGCCUCACUGCGAAAUUCUCGGACAAAUCUGCCGUGAGACAUAUGAUAAGGAGGUUUGCCUCGCGGCCGCUAUGUCUUGUGACGAGACUGUGGGGGCGCCCUAUGCUGCGGAUGUCAGACCUGGAGGUUGGAACCCGUACGACAGUCGUCUGAAAUGCCAAAAGCCCCCGCUAUGCUCAGAUUUCGACAAAGGCGCAACCUUUGAGUUCUUCAAUUAG